AUGUCCAAGGCCACGCGCUAUUCGGCAAGCCCACCUGACCGGUAUGAGACUCCACCAGCAUCAGAGCUGCAGAGGCUGAUGUGGACCAAGAAAGGAACAAGUGGCCAUCUGGACGAGGUGCAGCCAAGGAUCUACAUCGGAGACAUGUAUGCAGCCAAAGACAAGCGAACCCUCCAGGCCCUUCACAUCACACAUGUGCUCAACGCAGCUGACGGCAAGUUCAACGUGAACACAGGGUCCAGCUUCUAUCGAGACACCAGGAUCACCUACCACGGGGUGGAAGCUUUUGACAUGGCCACCUUCAACUUGAGUCCCUUCUUCUACCCAGCCGCCAAUUUCAUCAAGAACGCCAUGAGCUCGCCCACAGCUCGAGUUCUGGUCCACUGUGCAAUGGGUCUGAGUCGGUCCUCCACGUUGGUGUUGGCCUACCUGAUGAUUCACCAGAACAUGACACUGGUGGACGCCAUCAAAGCAGUCAGUGCCAAUAGGAACAUCUCUCCAAACCACGGGUUUCUGGAACAACUGCGGGAGCUUGACAAACAGCUUCACUACCAGGGAACGUCCAGCAGUCUGAAUGGAAAGACUUGA
Molecule: messenger RNA, 588 nt
Organism: Synchiropus splendidus (mandarinfish)
Lineage: Eukaryota; Metazoa; Chordata; Actinopteri; Syngnathiformes; Callionymidae
Product: dual specificity phosphatase 29-like
Exons: 3
Coding region: 1-588 (195 amino acids)
Biological process (GO): protein dephosphorylation; negative regulation of MAPK cascade
Cellular component (GO): cytoplasm
Molecular function (GO): MAP kinase phosphatase activity; protein tyrosine/serine/threonine phosphatase activity
Source: RefSeq, a predicted model, not a curated record